This is a messenger RNA of Adineta steineri, 1935 nucleotides long. The record is from the annotation of a GenBank genome assembly. NCBI's taxonomy places the organism in Eukaryota, Metazoa, Rotifera, Eurotatoria, Adinetida, Adinetidae.
AUGAAUCUUUACUUCUUAUUCUUUAUUAUUAUAUUUAUUCUUUUAAAAAAUAUUGAUUGUAUAUCAAUAAAAUAUCGUAAAUGGUGUUCACCAUGGAAAUUUUGUUCAUUAACUGAAUGGAAACCUUGGAGUCCAUGUGAUAAAACAUGUGGAGGUGGUAAACGUACACGUUAUAGACAAAUGUGUUCACUACCAGUUAUGGACUUUACUCAACAUGUUGCUAUGUGUCAUAAAAAAUUUGAUGAUUUAGUUCAAUAUGAAAAUUGUUCUCAAACAUGUUCUGAUUAUGGAAUAUGGUCUAAUGAAACAAAUCAAUGUGUAUGUAAUGAUUCAAAUAUUGUUGAUUCAUGUUGUAUGACAGAUCGUGGUCGAUGGUCAGAAUGGUCAAUAGCAUCUCGAUGUAUAGCACGUUGUGGAACACAUGGUAUACGUAAUGUAACACGUACGUGUUUAUGGAAAAAUGGUCUUAUACGAGAUAUUAUAGAUACGAAUUGUACUGGAGAUGACUUUCAAUAUGAAAUUUGUUUUAAAGAUUGUCAUGAACUAGAAUAUGAUGAAGAAUAUUUUGAUAAAAUGCCUAGUAAUACAACUGUAAUGAUUGGUAAACAUGCACAGUUUAUAUGUAAACAAAAAAGUGGAACAAUUAAAUGGUUAAUUAAUGAUCAAGAUGUGUCAAUCUUGUCAAUACAAAAUCCUUCAAUAAAAGUUGUUUCAAAUGCUACAACAUUAUUUAUUUAUCCAGUAACACAAUUUUUCUCGUCUGAAACUCGUAUAACAUGUCAAAUAAAUAUGCCAGAUGGUGAACAUAUCAAUCGACAUGCUUGGAUGCUAAUUGAUACUAAUGGAAAUACUUUUGAAAAUUCUAUUGAUAAUCAAUGUGCAUUAAUAAAACCAAUAGAAUCUAUUUAUUAUGUUCGUUUAGGUUCAAGUUUUUCCAUACAAUGUCAAGCUAAAACACCAAAUGCAACUAUUAUAUGGCAGAAAAAUGGUGCUAUUAUUCAUGGAAAUGGAGAAGAUAAUAUGCAAAUAUUAAUUGAAUAUAUGUUAUUUAUUGAUACAAUUAAUAUCAAUCAUAAUACAAGUUAUUCUUGUACUGUCCAAACAACAUCAAAAUGUAAACAAACAUCUUACUGGAUGUUGAUUGUAUUUGAAAAUACUCAACAAAUUUCUAAUACAUUUCAACCAAAUCCAUUGAAUUUUGUUGGAACACAUGGUAUUGUACUUCCUAGUUCAUCACCAUGGCAUGUAACAAUAUCAUAUCGAGAUACAUCAAUAAAUUUUGUUUAUGAUGCAUUUUGUUCAGGUCUAUUAAUUGACGAAGAUACUAUUUUAAGUGUAUCACAAUGUUUUGAUAAAUCAUCAUCUUUACAAACAUUUCUUCAACAACAACAAUUAAUAUUUGAUCCAACAAAACUUAUUAUUUAUGUUGCUAAAUAUGAUCGAUUAAGUACAAGUGCAUUCGAACGACAAUCAUCUGUUAUACAAAUAUUAAAUUCAUACAAUGAUUUUAUUAUAUUAAAAGUACAUUUACUUUUUCUCAGUAUAGAAUCUCGUCCAUUACCAUUAGCUACAAUGAAUGAUAUAACUACAUUAAUGAAUAAUAUUUCUUUAUAUGCAACAGGUUGGGGUCCAUUAUCAACAAAUGCUGAUAAACCAAUGCGUCUUAAAUAUAUACAACAACGAUUAAUUGAUUGUAAUAUUUCAUAUUCAUCACCGAUUACGCUAUGUACAACAGCUAUAGCUAUAAAACAACCGAAUUUAUGUCCAGGUGAUGCAGGCGGCAUACUUUUUGCUCAAACGAAUCAACGUAUAUUUGCUGUUGGACUUAUAUCUCGUUUUUCUAAAACAUUUUGUGAUAUGCGUUCAGCACAAGUAACAACUAUUAUUCGUUUGGAUACGAUAUCGGCUUGGCUUAAACAAAAUUCACUUGUAUAA